UGAAAAACUGCGUAACCCACUGCUGGUUGAGAUAGACGGGGCAGAAAGGUUGCCUUUCUGGGUCGUAGGCGCUAUCUGGAGCUUUGCUGCACUUUUAUGCGAAACGACAGCGGAUUGAGAAGACCUGCCGAGAGUUGAAGCGGAGGAUGUGGAAGUUACUAAGAAACUGUACAGAUUUUAUUCAGUCAUUCUGGAGGGAUUAUGAAAAAUUUAGAAGGAGAGAUUGGAUGAGUUUAGCCACUGAGGUUUUCCCGGGUUUCCUCUCCAGAAGUUCCUGUUCUUACAUGGUAACAGAGAGCUUGAGAUAAGAGAGUGAAAAUGGCAGUGUGGAUUCAGGCCCAGCAGCUGCAGGGAGAUGCUCUACACCAGAUGCAAUCUCUUUACGGGCAACACUUCCCCAUAGAGGUGCGACACUACCUGUCCCAGUGGAUAGAGGGACAACUCUGGGAUGCGAUAGAUUUAGAGAACCCUCAGGAGGAGAUUAAAGCCAAGCGUUUAUUGGACAGCCUGAUCCAGGAACUACAGAAGAAAGCAGAGCAUCAAGUGGGAGAGGACGGCUUCUUACUCAAGAUUAAAUUAGGACAUUAUGCUUCACAGCUAAAGAGCACGUAUGACCGCUGUCCCCUGGAGCUGGUGAGAUGCAUCAAACACAUCCUGUACACAGAGCAGAGACUCGUCAGAGAGGCAACUAAUUCGAGCUCACCGGUGGGCGGCCUGAUGGACAGCAUGUCACAGAAGUACCAUCAGAUAAACCAGGCAUUCGAGGAGCUCAGAAUAUUGACUCAGGACACAGAGAAUGACCUCAGAAAACUACAGCACAACCAGGAGUACUUCAUUAUACAGUACCAGGAGAGCCUCAGAAUACAGGCUCAGUUAUCAAGUCUGGCCACGCUGCCUCCAGCAGACCGACAGCUACGAGAGCCCAGCCUGCUCAGCAAGAGAGCCACCGUCGAGGCCUGGCUGACCCGAGAGGCCAACACCCUGCAGAAAUACAGACUGGGCUUGGCAGAGAAACACCAGAAGACGCUGGCAUUGCUUCGUAAACAGCAGACGGUGAUUCUUGACGACGAGCUGAUUCAGUGGAAGAGACGUCAACAGCUGGCUGGCAAUGGUGGGCCGCCCGAGGGAGGACUGGACAUACUACAGUCAUGGUGUGAGAAGCUAGCGGAAACCAUUUGGCAGAAUCGUCAGCAGAUACGGAGGGCGGAGCAUCUGAGACAGCAGCUGCCCAUUCCCGGCCCCAUCGAAGAGCUGCUGACCGAACUCAACAGCACCAUCACGGACAUCAUCUCAGCUUUAGUCACCAGCACCUUCAUCAUCGAAAAGCAGCCUCCUCAGGUGCUGAAAACACAAACUAAAUUUGCUGCGACAGUGCGUUUGCUGGUAGGUGGCAAACUGAAUGUGCACAUGAACCCACCGCAGGUCAAAGCCACCAUCAUCAGCGAACAACAAGCCAAGGCCCUGCUCAAGAACGAAAACACCAGAAAUGACAGCAGUGGUGAGAUCUUGAAUAACAACUGUGUGAUGGAGUACCACCAGACUACAGGCACUCUCAGUGCACACUUUAGAAACAUGUCUCUGAAGCGGAUCAGGCGUUCAGACCGACGAGGGGCAGAGUCUGUUACUGAGGAGAAGUUUACCAUUUUGUUUGAAUCACAGUUCAGUGUUGGGGGAAAUGAGCUGGUAUUUCAAGUUAAGACUCUCUCUUUGCCUGUGGUAGUAAUUGUUCAUGGAAGUCAGGACAACAACGCCACGGCCACCGUUCUGUGGGACAACGCAUUCGCUGAACCGGGACGGGUGCCUUUUAUUGUGCCCGACAAGGUGUUGUGGCCACAGCUGUGUGAGGCUCUGAAUAUGAAGUACAAGGCAGAGGUGCAAUCAAAUCGAGGUCUGUCUGAGGAGAAUCUCGUCUUUCUUGCUCAGAAAGCCUUCAGCAGUUCCAGCGUCAACCCGGAGGACUACCGCAACAUGACCAUGACCUGGUCACAGUUUAACAGGGAGAGUUUACCAGGCAGAAACUUCACGUUUUGGCAGUGGUUCGAUGGUGUGAUGGAGCUUACUAAAAAACACCUGAAGCCUCACUGGAAUGAUGGGGCGAUUCUUGGCUUUGUGAAUAAGCAGCAAGCUCAGGACAUGCUGAUGUCUAAACCCAACGGUACCUUCCUGUUGCGCUUUAGUGACUCUGAAAUUGGCGGCAUCACCAUAGCCUGGGUGGCAGAGAACCCUAACAAAGCAGGAGAAAGGAUGGUGUGGAACCUCAUGCCAUACACAACCAAAGACUUCUCUAUCCGCUCCUUGGCGGAUCGCAUCAGUGACCUGAAUCAUCUCCUGUUCCUCUAUCCUGACCGGCCCAAAGACGAGGUCUUCUCCAAAUACUACACCCCUCCGCUGUCUAAAGCUGUGGAUGGAUACGUCAAACCACAGAUCAAACAAGUAGUGCCAGAGUUUGCGACACCUAACCCCGACCCCGCAGCAAACCCCACCUACAUGGACCAUGCAGCGUCUCCAGCUGUCAGUCAGCCACAUGCGUAUGGACUCUAUCCUCCCAUUGGAGACCCGAUGCUGGACGCUGAUGGUGAUUUCGAUCUGGACGACACCAUGGAUGUAGCGAGGCAUGUAGAGGAACUGCUCCGCCGACCGAUGGAGGGCCAGUGGAGCAGCCAGCAGUCAUGACCUCUUGAACUUCAUCUGUGACUUCUCUCCUUAAACUAUGUUUUGUUUUGUUUUUUUAAAUACAUUUUUCUUAGUGUAUUUUCCCCAUUUGUUUCUCAGUGUGGGUCUUUACGACUUCUUUUUCUCUAUCAUCACACCUCUUUUUCUUUCCCCCAUCCCUCGUUUCUGUAGAAGAGAAAGGAGCUAAUGGAAGAAGAAAAAAAUACUAUGAGCCUUCCUCUAAUUAAAUACCACCAAACAGUAUUGUAGAAAAAAAAAAGAAAGGAAAGCGAGAGAGAUGCAUGUUAUCUCUUUUCCUUUAUGCGUGUGUUGUUUUUGUUUUGUUUACUGUACGGAACAUUUUUAUGUUUUUCAAAACUGUUUCAUGGUUGUAAUUUUAUUUUGAGGGUGUUCAGAUAUCUACAGCAUCUGAAGUAAAUGCAUAUUAUCCUUUGCACUCUUAAACGAAUGCUUUCUUGCAAACGAUGACAUUAAUGUUACCAUAUGGCGAUUGCACUGUAACGCUUCUGGACACUAAAGAGUGUUUAGGUUGCAAGGCUGUUAACAUUCGGUGCAGCUACAUCUAUGUCUGUGCUAAUCUGAACUGUGAACACAAGUUAAAGGAACACACCACUUUUUUUUCUUUUUUUUUUUUUUUUAAUAGGCCCAUUUUCCAAACAGUUGAGUUUUACCGUUUUUGAAUCCAAUCAGCCGAUCUCCGGGUCUGGCGGUAGCACUUUUAGCUGUAGUUUAGCAUAGAUCGUUGCAUCUGAUUAGAUGAAAAUGAAAUGGCUAGGAGCUAUCGUCUCAUUCCGGCGUAAUAAUGAAGGAUCUUUGCUGCUGUACCAUGGUGAUAUAAUGAUCAUUACGCCAGAAUGAGAAUAUAGUUCUAGUUAUUUCAGCCUACAAAAUUGCAACUUUUCUUACUACAUGAUGUAACUAUAGAAGAGUCGCGUUUUAAAUAGGAAAAAUAUCGAAACUCAUUUUUGAGCAUGAUGCUAACGGUCUAAUCCGAUUCAAUGAUCUAUGCUAAGCUACAGCUAAAAGGGCAGACCCGGAGAUCGGUUGAAUGGAUUCAAAGACGGUAAAGCUCGACUGGAGUUGGAAAAAAUGUAUAAAAAAAAAAAAAGUGUUCCUUUAAAUCCGCAUCCAAACCAGCAGCACACGACCUGUCACUCAGCCACGUUACCCGAAGUGAGGCACACAUGAGAAGUCCAUGCAUCCCGAGUACGGCGAUAGAAACACAUGGGGUAGAGAGAGGUCCGCUGAGCGCCUGGGCUCACGCUACACUACACAGGCCGUCUCUCGCUCUCUGUCUGUCUCUCUGCGGUGCAACAGGUGAUAACCUCAUCUGUUCUCAUGCUUUCCUCUCGGAACAAAACAAGAGAACUCGUCGUCAUGGUUACGCAUGCUGCUCCUCAUAUGCUCUUAUAAUUGGCCAUCCUAUAGGUUCGCAUUUCUGCAUGUCACCUUGUUACCGACCUGUAUCGUCGUUUCUCUCGUAUUCUGCACAGAAGCCUUAGCCACUCAGGACAUUGACGUACAGUUGAUGUAAAAUACAGAUGAUAAUAAUAAUAAUAAAAAUAAGAAGUAAAUAAAUAAGAAAUGACACAUUUAAAAUAAAGCACCUAUAUCCAGUAUAUAUGAAAUGUAUUUUUUUGUUAGCAUAUUUCUAUUUUAUUACUGUAGGGCGCUAGAUGGCUCCGCUGCUUUACUGUGUACGAUUGACAGUAGGAGCAGUGACGUACUGAUCCAAAACAAGUACUCAAAACUGCACAAAGGGUCGGUCGCUGCCAUCUCUGUAGUUUCAUUUCAGAUCUCAGCUGAUCGUUCGCAUGGAAGAAAAAGCCAAACAGUGAUGUUAGCACGAAGAGACGUUUUCUGUGUGCUUACUGUAUGCGUAACCUGCAAACCUGACUAAUGACACCCACUUUUAGAUGCCUGUAUUCAUUUUUUAAGGAUGGUUUGUUCCUCGCAGUGGAUAUUUGUUUUCCUCCCUCUCUUUCUCUGUCGUGGCAGAGACACAUAGGAAGUCGUGUGAUUUUUCUUGAUCUUUUUUAUUGUCUUUGUUUUCAAAAUGAUCUGUCAUGUUGUGGUGUAGACUGUUUCUCACUGUAGGUGUCAAGGUGUGUGUGUGAGUGAAUGCUUGUGUGUGUGUGUGUGUGUGUGUGUGUGUGUGUGUGUGUGUGUGUGUGUGUGUGUGCGUGUGUGUUGGCAUGUUCUGCUCUGCUCUGUUAUGUGUUCGUCCCACGUUUGUGGUUUGGCUGUAGAAAAGAGCAAUUGAAUUGACAAUAAAGGUUGUUUUUUUUUUUUUUUUAAGAAUUUGGACUCCA
This is a messenger RNA of Puntigrus tetrazona (Sumatra barb), 4985 nucleotides long. It is a transcript of the gene stat5a, whose product is annotated as signal transducer and activator of transcription 5a. The transcript has 21 exons. Gene Ontology annotation, molecular function: RNA polymerase II cis-regulatory region sequence-specific DNA binding; DNA-binding transcription factor activity, RNA polymerase II-specific. NCBI's taxonomy places the organism in Eukaryota, Metazoa, Chordata, Actinopteri, Cypriniformes, Cyprinidae. Gene Ontology annotation, biological process: cell surface receptor signaling pathway via JAK-STAT; response to peptide hormone; growth hormone receptor signaling pathway via JAK-STAT. The record is from RefSeq and is a predicted model, not a curated record. Bases 319 to 2673 code for a protein of 784 amino acids.